AUGGAGCCUGUCAGUGGUAGUCCAUGGGUGUCAGUUCCACGAAACCGACUGCUUCCGAUCCGCAUGUCAACAGAACAUGCCGGCACUGAGUGGACGCCGGAGAACCCCGCGGAGGAGCCCGUGAGCCCUACAGCAAGAGCCAUGGAAGAUAUAGGUAUUUAUAUCGUCGUCACCAUCGGCCUUGACACGCCCAUAAACCUGAGCAUCUUCCGAGCCGGCAUCGAAUCUCUGCUUGCCCGAUGCCCGCGCUUGGGAUGCAUUCAAGUGGCGGACGGGUCAAGCAAUGGAGGGGCGCGAUGGGCGCGCACGGCUGUGAACGCCGAGGAUCAUAUGAUCGUCCCCAGGCUGGAUGGCGCGGCCGUGGCCGCCUACCCAGACAAGGCCGUGGAGGACUACGUCGCCUCGCUGCCCACGCUGCCCAUGGACCGCUCCCGCGCGCUUCUGGAGUUCCAUCUCCUCGACUUCCCGACCUCCGAGGCGACCUCCACCGUGGCGGUCCGGGUGCACCACGCCUACGGCGACGGCAUGUCUCUAAUGGCGCUUCUCAUGAUGUCCACACGCAGCGGCGCCGCCGACACCAAGUGCCAGCCAGCGACGCCCACGCCCACGCCUCCGCCUCGUCGUCCUACGCGCGCGGGCGCCAUCUACGCGUCGCAGCGCCGGCCCCCGCUUUCUGCGGGCGCCCUGCCGCUCGUCGCGUGGGUCUGGUCGUACCUUGUGGUCGCGUGGAACACCGCGGCGGACCUUGCCUACUUCGCCGCCACGAUUCUGUUCUUGAGUGACCCGCGCACGCUGUUCAAGCGUGCCGACGAUGACGAGUUCCACGCCAAGCGCUUCGUCCACCGGAGUCUUAGUCUGGAUGACGUCAAGUUCCUCAAGAGCUCCAUGAACUGCACUGUCAAUGAUGUGCUGGUUGCAGUGACUUCUGCUGCUCUAUCAAGAUAUUACUUCCGCAAGUCCGGUGACACUAACACUAGCAAAAUCUGUUUGCGAUCACUCCUUCCUGUCAACACAAGGCCAGCCACUAGCCUACAGACAUAUGUUAACGUGAUAGAAUCUGAUAAGAGGAACGAGGUGACAUGGGGAAAUAAACUGGGCUACAUUAUUCUUCCAUUUUAUCUGGCCAUGCACGAAGAUCCACUUGCAUAUAUUCGCAAGGCAAAGAAGGUUCUUGAUAGGAAAAAGAGGUCACUCGAAGUGAUAUUGACAUAUAAGAUUGGUCUGAUUUUCACGAAAAAAUUUGGUGUCAAGGUAGGAACUUCAAUCUUUCGGUGUCUGUUCGCACGUACAACAAUAGUUUUCUCAAACAUGGUUGGACCAGCUGAACAAGUAGAGUUAUGUGGACACCCAGUGGCUUUCCUUGCGCCUAGUGUCUAUGGGAUUCCAGAGGCUCUGAUUAUUCACUACCAAAGCUACAGAAGCACUAUCAAGAUAAUUCUAUCAGUAGACGAGGACAAGUUUUCAGAUUGUCAUCAACUUUUGGAUGACUUUGACCAGACCCUCACGGUCAUGAAGGACGCGGCUUCAAUACUUUCAACGUCAACUAAGAAUGACUAAGCAAUGGACAACUAAAUCAGGACCCUACCUCAAGUCCUACACGUAUAUUCGCUAAAUAAAUGUGUGUGUGUGUGUGUGUGUGUGUGUGUGUGUCAUGUGUACAACUCCUAGUGUUUAGUUAAAAUAAGGACUAACACCUCUCAAUUUUUUUUCAUGCAAUAAAUAAAACUAGGAAAAUGCUUAUAGGUGAGGUGGGCGUGGACUUGCACCCGCCAUAGCUAUUUUGGAAAAUUUGCAGUGGCAAGUGCUAUAAACUGCUCGCCACUGGCUAUCCACAUAACAGUGGCUGGCGUAACUGCGUAAUUAGGGAGCCACCUCUCCAACACUCUUGCUAAUUUCUCCAAAGGCGAAAAGUAACUAUGGCAGGCACGUACAACAGGCUCACCACUGGUGCCAUGCUAGUCAGUGGCGGGCAGUUUCUAGCGACCGUCACAGCUAUUUGCGUGACCCGCCCCAUCGGUUUCAAAUUUUGUAGGAGUUUGCAGUGUCGAGUCCUAUUACACGCCCGCCACAGCUAUAUUUGGUCACCCUGCCACCUACCAAUCAAAUAUAGUUGUGGCGGGUGUUAUCUGCCAUUCGUCACUCUUCUGCAUGAUCUUAUCCAUCCGACCGCAGCAAGUCACACCUUAUCCAUACAGACAUAAAUCUUUCUCCCUUUGUCUUUCUCUCUCGCUUCGCCGUCGUCGCCAACGUCGUGGCGUCCUACUCUGACUCAACCGGCGAGGUCGCGGUCUGUUGCCUCAAUUGGCGUCGCGGACCUAAUCUUCCCCGUCACCCACGCCGUCCAUCGCCGCCUCGAAGUCCUCAGUCUUGCCUUCCAAGGCCACCUCCAACUACUUCCCAAUCACAAUGUUCCGUGCCUUCCUCCGCCUCCAAUGUCAUCGGCGUCGCCAUCAAACUCGCCAUCCGCAUCCGCCAUCGUCCUCGUCCUGCCCGCCAUCUCCAUCCGCCCGGGUAACCACACCUCCCCUCUCUCUGUUAAUGGAGAUUAUAGUUGUUCUCAUUUAUUGUACUUGUACAUUAGCAACAUUACGUUAGUGUAGUUAGAAUUUGUUAUAGGAUGUACUGUAAUUGUCUCUUGUUAUAUGAUGUACCAUUGAAUCGUUGUAAUUGGACCUCUUAAAUUUGAAUGCUUGUGCUAGAGGACUAUGUACUGCAUAUAUGAAUCAACAUAUAGUACCAUAUAUUAUUCAUGACUAGCACAAAUGCACGUGCGUUGCAACAGGAGAAGAACAAAACCAUACUUCCUGAACCCAAUAGCUCAAGACCCUUCCCCCUCCUCCUCCUCCCGCGACCGACUACCACACAUGAUGACAUCAGUAAACUCUUUGAAAUCUUGCACACUGCCACAUGAUAAACACACAUGAAAAGAUGUGUUGUGCAAAAA
Messenger RNA from Triticum aestivum (bread wheat), 2944 nucleotides. RefSeq names its product wax ester synthase/diacylglycerol acyltransferase 5-like. Gene Ontology annotation, molecular function: diacylglycerol O-acyltransferase activity. Bases 1 to 1557 code for a protein of 518 amino acids. The transcript is spliced from 7 exons. Gene Ontology annotation, cellular component: plasma membrane. The record is from RefSeq and is a predicted model, not a curated record. NCBI's taxonomy places the organism in Eukaryota, Viridiplantae, Streptophyta, Magnoliopsida, Poales, Poaceae. Gene Ontology annotation, biological process: triglyceride biosynthetic process.